Penicillium concentricum is the source of this 1479-nucleotide messenger RNA. Its product is annotated as ribosome biosynthesis protein RRB1. The transcript has 3 exons. Gene Ontology annotation, molecular function: protein binding. NCBI's taxonomy places the organism in Eukaryota, Fungi, Ascomycota, Eurotiomycetes, Eurotiales, Aspergillaceae. Bases 1 to 1479 code for a protein of 492 amino acids. The record is from RefSeq and is a predicted model, not a curated record.
AUGUCCAAGAGAAGUGCUGAAGCCGACGAGAAUACCGCCGCCCUCAAGGCUGGCGAGCGGCCAAUUGCAGAUGCCCCAAUGGACGAAGCGGGGGAGUUCGAAGACGAAUUCGAAGAUGAAUUCGAGAGUGAAGAUGAGAUCCUAGAAGCCGGAGUGGAUGGUCGCCCAGAUGCUGAGCGCGAGGAAGAAGAGAAGGAAGCUAUGGACGUUGACAAGGAGACUUUCAUUCCUGGACGAACAAAAUUGGCUCCCGGAGAGACACUAUCGCCCGAUCCCUCUACCUACGAUAUGCUUCACACACUCAGCACACCCUGGCCAUGCCUUUCCUUCGAUAUUGUGCGCGAUUCGCUCGGUGAUAACCGCAAGACCUUCCCCGCUACUGUCUACGCCGUUACUGGUACACAAGCCGAGGGAUCGAAAUCCAAGGACAAUGAACUCAUGGUGCUCAAGAUGAGCGGCCUGAGCAAGAUGGAGAAGGAAGGCGAGGACUCAGACAGCGACUCGGACGACGACAUGGGCGAGCCUAUUCUCGAGUCCAAGUCGAUCCCGCUUGGCUCAACGACAAACCGCAUCCGUACCCACCAGACCCCCUCACAGUCCGGUGAUUACUCCAAGCCCCCGCAAACCCUUACCGCGACCUGGCUGGAGAACUCGCAAGUUGUCAUUCACGAUGUUACCGCCCACCUUUCCAGCUUCGAUGUUCCCGGCACUAUCCUUCCCCCUUCAGCAUCUAAGCCUCUUUCCACCCUGCGCAUGCACAAGACCGAAGGAUAUGCGUUGGAUUGGUCUCCGCUCCAGCCUCUUGGAAAGCUGUUGACUGGUGACAACAACGGAUUGAUCUACGCUACUACUCGCACGGAAGGCGGCGGCUGGGUUACCGAUACCCGGCCGUUCACAGGCCACGCUUCCUCAAUUGAGGAAUUGCAGUGGUCUCCCAACGAGCGCAACGUGUUUGCGUCCGCUAGCAGUGACGGUAGCGUUAAGGUUUGGGAUGUGCGAUCCAAGUCGCGCAAGCCCGCCGUCGACGUUCAGGUCUCCAACACCGACGUGAACGUUAUGAGCUGGUCUAACCAGACUGCUCACCUUUUGGCCACUGGUGCCGACGAUGGACAGUGGGCAGUCUGGGAUUUGCGUCACUGGAAGCCCAAUGCCGCGGCGCCUUCUGCUCAGAUCACCUCUACCCCCGUUGCAUCAUUCGACUUCCACAAGGAGCCGAUCACCACCAUCGAGUGGCACCCCUCAGACGACAGUGUGGUGGCUGUUGGUUCCGCAGAUAACACUGUCACACUUUGGGAUCUGGCUGUCGAGCUGGACGACGAAGAAAGCCGCCAGGCCAACAUGGUGGACAUUCCUUCGCAACUGCUGUUCGUGCACUAUAUGGAGUCCGUCAAGGAACUUCACUGGCAGGCACAGAUGCCUGGUACGCUCAUGGCGACCGGCAGCAAUGGAUUCAGUGUUUUCAAGACGAUCAGUGUCUAG